AUGGAUCUGAACAUUUUUACAUUCAUUAUAAGCACUAUUGCAGAAGGUUUCGCAGUUUAUUUUAAUACGACUCGUUUGGUGCGUACAGCUCUGCAAGAGAAAAAUAGCGAGAUCACAGCUUACAAAAAAAAGUGUGACGAAUAUAAAGAUAAAUUAUGGGAGUGUGAAGAUCGCUUGACUCGUAUGGAAGAAUCACGGAAAACAAAUGAUGAAGAAUUUAUGAACAUUAAAAAAGAAAAUGACAGAAUACGAAGAGAAAAAGAAGAUGUUGAGCAGAAAUUUCGGCAUAUAAAUGAACGAUUUGAGCGAUUAGAUGCUGAGAGAAAUGAGACGCAGAAAGCAAUAAGACAGUUUGAAGAUAAAAUCCAGUCAAUGAAUGUUAAUCAUCAGGAAACAUUGAACGCAAUUUCCGUCAAGCAACAAGAAGUACUAGAUGAACGCCAAAGACGUUUUGAAAAUGAAUUGGAAGAACAUGACAAAAAUAAUUUCAAAAAACUUUUGAUGCUUGAAAAGCAGCUUGAUAAGUCUGGGAUGGAAAUAGAGGAACUUAAAUGUCAGCUUCGAAAUGUCCAUGCUAACUUUACGGCGGAGUGUCGUAAAACAGCAGAACAAGGUUAG
This is a messenger RNA of Thelazia callipaeda (thelaziosis nematode), 618 nucleotides long. The record is from the annotation of a GenBank genome assembly. NCBI's taxonomy places the organism in Eukaryota, Metazoa, Nematoda, Chromadorea, Rhabditida, Thelaziidae.